AUGUCGAGGGUUCGGGACAGGACGGAGGACUUUAAAGAGGCCGUCCGAGUCGCCGCGCUCUCCCAUGGAUACACGGAGGCCCAACUGGCCGCGCUCAUGUCGUCUUUCAUCAUCCGGAAGCCUUCGCCCAAGUCGGCGUUCACUAGUGCCGCGAUCAAGACGCUUCAGAGCAUCAGGGAACUCGAGAGGUUCAUAGUGAAGCACAGGAGGGAUUAUGUGGACCUGCAUCGCACUACCGAGCAAGAGAGGGACAACAUUGAGCAUGAAAUUGGUGUUUUUGUAAAAGCAUGCAAGGAACAGAUUGAUAUCCUGAAGAACAGGAUCCAUGAAGAAGAGAAGAAUGGAAGUGGAAAGACAUGGCUUGGCACUAGGGAUGAGAAUUCCCGGUUGGACUUGAUAGCUCAUCAGCAUGGUGUGGUUUUAAUUUUGAGUGAGCGUCUUCACUCAGUAACUGCACAAUUUGAUCGUCUUCGGUCCAUGCGUUUUCAAGAUGCUAUUAACAGAGCAAUGCCAAGGAAGAAGAUUCAGAAGAGACCAGAAAUCAAACCUGCUGAACCAUCCAAGUCCAAUCUUAUUCUAAAAUCUGAUGUAUCAAAGAUUGUAGAUCAGGAAGUAUCCACAGCACCUAUGAGAGUUCAAGAACAACUAUUGGAUGAUGAAACAAAAGCCCUCCAGGUGGAGUUGACAAGUCUUCUUGAUGCUGUGCAAGAAACGGAGACAAAGAUGAUAGAAAUGUCAGCACUUAAUCAUCUUAUGUCGACACAUGUUCUACAACAAGCUCAACAGAUUCAGUAUUUAUAUGACCAGGCUGUUGAAGCUACAAAUAAUGUGGAGCGUGGGAACAAGGAGCUAUCCCAGGCAAUCCAGCGCAACAGCAGCAGUAGAACCUUUCUCCUCCUCUUCUUCUUUGUUCUCACUUUCUCCGUUCUUUUUCUUGACUGCGUGCAAGCUACAGAAGCGAUGGGCACUGUACUAGGGCCAUGUACGCACUUUCAAGCACUUGUCGAGAGGACAAACAUGGUUCGACGUCUCUCUGCAGAACCUGGCCAUCAAUUCCUUACUGAUCAGGUCAUUAGCAGUCUCAAGUUCUCCACAGCGUCGUCGUCCAGAGUACCUUAA
Molecule: messenger RNA, 1119 nt
Organism: Miscanthus lutarioriparius
Lineage: Eukaryota; Viridiplantae; Streptophyta; Magnoliopsida; Poales; Poaceae
Source: the annotation of a GenBank genome assembly